GAGGCGAGCUGCAAGCUAGCACCUGCAAACACGCAGCAAGCAGCUUCUGCCAUAGCCGACAGCAAGCUAGCUAGCUCAAUCAUGGCCUCUCUAUCUUCCCUCCUGCUCGGCUCCUCCUUCCUCCUUGUGGCCGCCGUCUUCCUCCACCACCACAUCGGCGCCUCCACCACUACUCACCUGCACUUCUACAUGCACGACGCCUACACCGGGCCGACCCCCACCGCCAUGCGCGUCGUGUCCGGCCGGUCCUUGCUCGACGGCGGCGGCGGCGGCGGCGGCGACCUCGCAUCGUCGCCGCGGCAGUUCGGCGACAUCGUGGCGCUGAACAACGUGCUGACGGAGGGCCCUUCCGCCGGCAGCGCGCGCGUGGGCACGGCGCAGGGGUUCGCGGUGCGGGUGUCGGAGGGCGGCGUGGUGUCGGACCUGAGCCUGCACAUGGUGCUGGAGGGCGGCGAGCACGGCGGCAGCUCGGUGACGGCGAAGGGCCGCAUCGACAUGGACGUCCGCGAGCGCGAAUCGGUGGUCAUCGGCGGCACGGGGCGGUUCCGCUUCGCGCGCGGGUACAUGGUCACCAAGAACUACGACUACAGCCUCGCCAACGGUGGCGCCGUCGAGAUCGACGUCUACCUGCAGUACUAGUAACCAUCGUUUCAGUUACAUCCUCUAUCUGUAUUACCUCGGUAUUAUAUUACGAUGUUAUGUCGAUAAAUCUGAAUAUAAAUAUAUAUACAUAAUAUUUUUAUAAUUCAUAUAUAAAUCUAUGGAGUCCUAAAGCAUCUUAUAUUAUAUUAAAACGGAGAAGGAAGUACAUAUGUAUGACAAGUUGUAAUGUACCAGAGAUUGCUUCGGUUCAACAGAAAAUAAUAACAUUGCACAUCCUAGUAA
Messenger RNA from Oryza brachyantha (malo sina), 885 nucleotides. RefSeq names its product dirigent protein 1-like. The record is from RefSeq and is a predicted model, not a curated record. Lineage: Eukaryota; Viridiplantae; Streptophyta; Magnoliopsida; Poales; Poaceae. The coding region runs from base 82 to 639 and encodes 185 amino acids. The transcript has a single exon.